AUGGAACAGCUUAAAUUCAAUUCCGCGAUUGACGGGAGUGUGGAUUCCGAGACGACUUGUUCAGCUACGACAAUGACAGAAACGCCUCCAAAACCAACAUACGCACCACCGAAACCAGCAGUAGGAGCAGAUGAUAAAAAUACUGCAGCGGAUAAUUCAGAAGCACAAAACCCAAAGGUGCGAAACCCGGAGGCAAGUGCACAUAAGGAACCAGCGGAGAAAUUAGCACAGAAAGAUGGUGAUGCAAACGUUAGUGCAGAAGAAAACUGUGCAGUUGAGUGA
Echinostoma caproni is the source of this 282-nucleotide messenger RNA. Lineage: Eukaryota; Metazoa; Platyhelminthes; Trematoda; Plagiorchiida; Echinostomatidae. The record is from the annotation of a GenBank genome assembly.